Messenger RNA from Daldinia decipiens, 1059 nucleotides. RefSeq names its product bola-like protein. The coding region runs from base 163 to 651 and encodes 162 amino acids. The record is from RefSeq and is a predicted model, not a curated record. Lineage: Eukaryota; Fungi; Ascomycota; Sordariomycetes; Xylariales; Hypoxylaceae. The transcript is spliced from 2 exons.
CCUUGAGCGUAAUUUGUAAUUUCCGGAAUUCCUCAACAUCUCAACUCCCGGCUUCACAUAAUACUGUAUAACAGAUACGGCCAACCCGAUUUUCUACUAUACACUCUCGUAUGGUGGUAGUCUCUGCAUUUCGUACGGAGCGUGUUCGGUUUAAUUCUCGUCAUGCUAUGUCACCGUUGCCGUCGCCUCGUUGCGAUAGCUCCUAAACGAAGCUCUGCCACAUUGUCGCGUUACGCCCAGCCGAUACAUAUAUCCUCGAUACAAACUCAAAUACGAACAUUAGUUCAGCCAGCCAUAAGCGACCAUUUCAAAGUUCAACACGCCAUUAUGCGACACUAUUCCUCCUCUCCCGAUUCCGCAGCAGCAAGCUCAGCUAGCGCCCCGCCGACCGAGUCACAUCUCCCCGAAAAGCCAGAUUACCUCGACGAUGCCGAGUCGGCAAUAUGGGACAAGCUAACGGCUGAGUUCGCACCGACGGAGCUUAUGGUUCAAGACAUAUCAGGUGGUUGCGGGUCCAUGUACGGGAUUGAGAUUGCAUCGGAAAAGUUUCGAGGUGUGAAUAUGCUAAAGCAGCAGAGAAUGGUCAAUGCUGUGCUAGGCGAUCAGAUGAAAGGCUGGCAUGGCAUCCAGUUACGCACCAAAGUCCCUUAAAUCUGAUGUAUGAGCAGUUGGGUCACAAGAAUUAUAAUUCACCUAUCAUAGACUCUAUAUAUGGUGGAGGCAAGCCAUAGGGUCUCGGAUGCGUUUAAUAUCGGACAUACUCAUAAUUGGGCAUGAGAAGUGUAUAUUCAGGCAUUAAGAGGGGGAGUGUUGUACAUAUCUCGAUACUGAGAUGCGGUUGACUCGACCUACCGUAUUAAAUUCAAACUCUCCCAUCCUCGGUGAUAGGUAUUGUAAUUCUACAAAAACAAUAUCUACUAGAAUGAGUAGUUAAAUUGCACUGGUAUGAGCAUAACAAUAAGCCAGGGGUUCAUAUCAAUUUCUAGUAUUAUACUAGUUUGGCAUGUGUUUGGCCUGAGGUACCACCGGCUGCAGCCACAUCCACGCCUGAUCUUCCCU